UUCACGGAGCGUCGUCUUGCCCGUCAUAUCGGCGUCUUUGCACGACGACUUCCCGUCUCGCGAUUUUUCGCAACGCAAAAGUUGGCCAUUCAAACACUCGGGGGGGUCCGUUCUUUUCGUUCCUCUUCAAUCUCGUUCGGGACUUGCAUCCAGACCGAUCGGCACGAUUUUUCGGAACGAAAGACCGUGAGAACCGCGGUGAGCGGUCGCGAUUUACCGUUGAUAGACCGUCCGCGCGUGUUGACUGACGUCCGGACGCGCGCCGCUUCGCUUCGCAUCGUGACGCGUCGCGGCACUCCAAUCGGUCGCGCGUCGCUGAAAACAUGUAAGACGAGACGAGGGAACGAAGUUGGAGAACUUUUCGUCCCUUUCGAGCAGCAGCAGCAGCAGCAGCAGCAGUAGCAUCGCGGGACGAGGACCGCGAGAAAGGAAGAGGUGCGAGUACCGCGGCGGGUGUUGGUCCGGUCCGCGCGCGCUCUGAGAUCGUUUGAUCCCGGCCACGCUUUCUCGAUCUGUCGUCAUUCCGUCGCGGAUCUCCGCGUACGUCGACAGUACGUCGAUAUUGUUCGCGUUCACGAGAAAGACAAUGCGAGACUCGGAUCAUCAUCGGCGACGCGUGUAAAGAAUGCGAGGCUGAGAAAGGAGCACGAACGCGCCACGUAUAAUCUCCUCUCCUUCGCGCUUCCACAAGUAGAUUUUGACUUCGGGAUUCGGCGGUUGGUUAAAGAGUCCACGGGAUCGCCGCACGCAACGCACGCUCGUCAUGUCAAUGAGCUAUCUGCUCGUGUCUUUGCUGAUCGUCGCGUGGCAAAGCGGCGCGCAAGCCAACUGGUGGUACUUGGGGCUGGAGCCGAGGCUAGCAUCCGGCACGAACCAAGGGAGCGGCGUCGAUCCGCAGACGCAGAUCGCCGGCGCGGGUGUGAUCGGCCCGGCGAGUGCUGAAAGGAACUGCAAGAACGCGCACCUGACCGCCAAGCAACAGACAAUAUGCUCCCGCUCGCCAUCCGUCCUGCAGGCAGUCAGCGCGGGUGCUAGGCUCGCUAUAGAGGAAUGUCAGCACCAGUUUAGAUCAGCGAGAUGGAACUGUUCCGUCAGCCCGGAAAAUCCCGAGAACGUGUUCGGCGGCGUCAUGUUAGUCAAUAGUCGAGAGGCCGCGUUCAUAUAUGCCAUAUCAGCAGCUGGAGUCGCUUACAGUGUCACGAGGGCUUGUUCCAGAGGCGAACUCACCGAUUGCUCCUGCGACAAUCGGGUGAGAACGCGACAUCCGAACAAAUGGCAGUGGGGCGGAUGCAGCGAGGAUAUACACUUUGGAGAAGAGUUUUCGCGAGAAUGGUCCGAUGGCGGGGAGGAACCGGUGAAGGAAGGCGUUCUGAACGGACCAAAAGGACUGGCUGGCCAGCUGAUGAGGAAACAUGAUAGCGAGGCUGGCAGACGCGCCGUUCGCUCUAGAAUGCAACGUAUAUGCAAAUGUCAUGGCAUGUCUGGUUCAUGUAGUUUGCGUGUAUGCUGGAGAAAGCUUCCGGCAUUCAGGAUGGCCGGAGUUGCUCUAGCAGCUUUACACGAGGGUGCCGCUCAAGUGAGAUUGACGCAACGUAGUGCAAGAAGACCGGCCAGGCUCAGACCGGCACGUCCCGAUCUUAAACGACCGAACAAGACGGAUCUAGUUUAUUUCGACGACAGCCCCGAUUAUUGCGAAAGAAAUCUUACACUUGGCAUUCCCGGUACGCGAGGAAGAGUAUGCAACCGGACGUCUCUUGGUCUCGACGGAUGCCGGCUGUUGUGCUGCGGCCGCGGCUACCAGACACGAGUGCGAGAUGUCACCGAGAAAUGCAAGUGUCGAUUCGUUUGGUGCUGUCACGUGCAGUGCGAUUUGUGCCGACACACGCGAGAGGAACACGUGUGUAACUAGACGUGCAUUUCGAGAUUCGACCUGUCUAUAGGAACGCGCCCACAUCGUUCUUUAAGUUCAAAUUAAUUAUUCGUUGCCACUUUGCGUCGUAUAUUCUCGUCAAUUAACGCCGCGAGAGGCUACACACGAUAAAUUACGUUGAUGCAAUUUCCACUUGACAGUCGUAGCAAGUUGUAAAUUUUGUUCUUCUGCAACAUUGAGUCAUACGAAUAAAAUGUAGCAAACACUCUUGUUCUUAGUCCAAGCGAAAGCUUCGAAAUAUAUAAGUAUAAUCUUUACAUUUAAUAAUAAAAUCAUUGUUUCUAUUGAUCAUCAAAUAUAUCAUCAUAUUGUGAAGCGAUCCAUGAUAAAUAAUAAUGAAUUGUAUAUUAUAAUUUGGUAUGUGAUAUGUGUUUUUACAUAGGUUUCGAUUCUAUAAAAGCAACCGUCUGCUCCGUUAUUAUUCAUACGAUAAAUCAAGAAUAAUCUGGAAUAAUUAGGAUAUGUUUCUAUCUGUGCUAUGGAGAUGUUCUAACUUCCAGCAAGAAUCUGAAUAUUACCGUCGUGUAGCUAAUAUAGCGAUAGUCUGCGAAGUUGCUGUUGCGUGACUUAUCAUUUGGUCUGACUGUCAGGUGCCACAUUACUUAGCGAAUAUUAAUGCAUUGAAAGCCAAUGUGUUAUCUUCAUUUACAUAUAAUCGCAUAAUUUUAUCUCGUCGUACCGCAAAAAGAGAGAUUUAUAUUCUGGGGACACAUUAACAUACCACGCAUACUCGCUUUGCAUCAUCAGACUUGUGUGAUCUGAUGAUUGGAGUAGGUAAUGAUGCGAACAGCAAUGCAGUCUUUAAUUUUUCUCUCUCUCUCUCUCUCUCUCUCUCUCUCUCUCUUUCUCUCUUUCUCUCUCCUGCGACUGUUAUAUAUAUUUAUUUAUUUUAUACAUCUCUUUUAUAUAUAUAUCUCUCUCGUAUAAUUAACGCGCAUUCUUUUUGGCGAGAAUCAAGUGAUAAAAAACUUCGUCAAGAAUUUAUCUAGAAUUUAUCUAGAUUUCUCUCCGUGAUAUAUUUACGCAUCUUGCAACGCUCGACAUCGCGUCUCGAUGUGCCAAUUUGCUAUUUCUGCAUGCGAUAGCAAGAGAAACAAAAUGGAAGAGAAUGAAUGCGAAAGAGAAAAUGAAGGUAAGAGCGAACGAGAACAUAAAGCGGAGCAAGACAUAGAAUAGCCCACGCGCGGCUAUUAUUUUUUUUUUCCCGCGUUCUCGCAUACUUGCGUACGAUGGGCGUACGAUUACGCGAGCGUCCUAUUUUAUAUCAAAAUAAGAAUCUUCACGGUGUGUGUAGGUAUCUCACAAUGUAUACCAAUGCUCUCUGGCUUGUAAAAUAUUCUCUUCGCUCAAAUACCGAAGCAGCCGCUAUGUCGGGCACGUAAGAACGAAAUCACGAGGAGACGAGACGAUCUCUCCGAGCGAGACGAAUGCGUUUCGAGUUUUGGCUCGCACGAAUCGGGAACAAUUCUGCCAAUGAAUGUAAAUAUCUCAUCGUUUUUCUAGAUUCUACAUCCGUAAUCAUCGUUGUAUAUACAUAAGCGUUUUUUAUUCGCUUCGUUUAAGGAAAUUAAUCGCAUUGCGUUCUCCACAGUUUUCCACACGAAAUACUUGAUCAAUCCGCGAUUUUAUCUCACUGUUUUAUAUUUUUAAUAUAUAUGACCGCUUUGUAGCAUGCCGCCGCUAAUUAAGUCGGCACUCUAGUCAUUUACGAAUUUCCCGACCCCAUAUCAGCCGCACUACGCUCACUAAGGAAUGCUAUUACGCGAGAUUUUGCAUUUUCUUCGGCCGAACGAGUCGUAGUAGCAUAACGCAUCGCGCAAUCAUUAUUUCAGAAGUUAUAGAUAUAUAUUAUUAUUUUAUAUAUAUAGGUAUUAAAUACUAUGCAAUGUCUUACGAACGGAAAUCUGCAGCUUCUCGAACAGUUCGCUGGGGGUUUCUGAAUUAUUGAAAAGGAUUAUUCGGAGCAGUACUUUUACACAUACAUUGGUGUAUUAUUCAGUUACGGAUAAAUGUUUAGGGAUAUACGAAUUAUAUGAAAUUGUUCUAGAAAUCUGACUAGUUAGUGGAUGACGCUUAUUUAACGAAUUUCGACGGUAAGGGAGAUCACAUUAUAAUGAAUAUUUAUAUCAUGUGAAUAUAAAUCAUUACUUAUUUUGUGAGGUUGCGUAUCUUAUUAUGGCUUAUUCGUGUAGGACACGGCCUUAAGCAA
Molecule: messenger RNA, 4139 nt
Organism: Linepithema humile (Argentine ant)
Lineage: Eukaryota; Metazoa; Arthropoda; Insecta; Hymenoptera; Formicidae
Product: protein Wnt-4-like
Biological process (GO): multicellular organism development; canonical Wnt signaling pathway; cell fate commitment
Cellular component (GO): extracellular region
Molecular function (GO): frizzled binding; cytokine activity
Source: RefSeq, a predicted model, not a curated record